Anopheles gambiae (African malaria mosquito) is the source of this 2521-nucleotide messenger RNA. RefSeq names its product ADP-ribosylation factor-like protein 8 (gene Arl8). Lineage: Eukaryota; Metazoa; Arthropoda; Insecta; Diptera; Culicidae. Gene Ontology annotation, cellular component: lysosomal membrane. The transcript has 4 exons. Gene Ontology annotation, molecular function: GTPase activity; GTP binding. Gene Ontology annotation, biological process: protein transport; anterograde axonal transport. Bases 15 to 575 code for a protein of 186 amino acids. The record is from RefSeq and is a predicted model, not a curated record.
ACACAAAUCGCAAAAUGCUAGCCCUGCUAAAUCGCAUCCUGGACUGGUUCAAAAGUCUCUUCUGGAAGGAGGAGAUGGAGCUGACUCUCGUCGGGUUGCAGUAUUCCGGCAAGACAACGUUUGUCAACGUAAUCGCCUCUGGGCAGUUCUGUGAGGAUAUGAUACCGACCGUUGGGUUCAACAUGCGCAAGGUAACGAAAGGAAACGUUACGAUCAAGGUGUGGGAUAUCGGAGGCCAGCCACGAUUCCGGUCCAUGUGGGAGCGAUACUGCCGGGGUGUAAAUGCAAUCGUGUAUAUGGUUGAUGCCGCGGAUUUGGAUAAAAUGGAAGCCUCACGCAACGAAUUGCACUCGCUGCUCGAUAAACCCCAGCUGGCCGGUAUUCCAGUGUUAGUGCUCGGCAACAAGCGAGACAUACCAGGAGCAUUAGAGGAAACCGGACUCAUCGAUCGAAUGAACUUGUCUAGCAUACAAGAUCGGGAGAUCUGUUGUUAUAGUAUUUCUUGCAAAGAAAAGGAUAACAUCGACAUUACUUUGCAGUGGCUAAUUGCCCACUCAAAGAGCCAAAGUCGUUAAACCUCGGUGGUGAUGGAAUCAAAAACUAAGCUCUUAAGUGUAUCGCUAGAUCACUGUAAGGGUCAACAAUCUUGGGGCGGAAACAGACCUAAAGAUGACACAAAUCCAAACCAACAGAAAAAAAAUCUCAUAUUCAACCUGUCGUGGCAUCUAGCCCUACGUUUAACAGCUAAUACUUAGGCGCAAGAAAACCUCCCCCGAAAAAGGAAUUACAUUGUGCAUUGCGUGGUGCAUUGUGAAGGAGAUCAAUCAUUGGCAAACCUGCAUCUCAAAGGUAAGCUGAUGCAGUUUUGUAUACAAUGUUUGCUAUUCAAUAGAACAGUUCACCGAUACUUUGCCACAACACCUCGCUUGUGCCAGACAAUGAGCACUUGCAAAGCAAUUAGGGAGGCCAGCUACGCGUAAAAAAGUACUGUUCAAAUGCGUGAUGCACUAAAAUUAUAUUAUCAGUACUGAAUACGUGUGAUGCAAAGUGUGGUAGCUCGCACAUGUGCCACGCGCCUAAAAGAUAGUAAAUGUAGUCGCCAACAACUCGUUCGGGAGAACCAUCAACCUCUAAGAACAAUCCAAUAUUGCUAAGCUAAUGAAGAAACCCUCUAGAAAAUCCCGGCAUCUAGAUAAAGCAAAGCGAUUGGUUCUAACAGCAAAAGCAAAAAGUCACAUAAAUGUGGAACUGAUGCGAUAACAUUGAUAGUCAAGGUAGUUGUGAAAGAACAAAUUAAUUGGAGCAUUGUUACCGUUAGAGUGUUGCACGCUAAUAGCAUAGUAACCGUUACUACACCGCAGCUGCAGACGGAAUGAAUGUAUGGAGUUGUGGCUGUAGUUUCGAUUACUGUUGAAUGAUUCGCGAGGUCGAUUUCACCGAUUUUCAUGUACGCUUCUGAAUUAUUGGUUUACAAGGCGCAGUGCAACGGAGAGAUGCAUGUAGAUCUGCGGGGAUGCAUGCAAAACGCAAGAGUUUCAAUGUGCUAGAGUUAAGAGGAAAGGUUACUGAAAAUGUUACAUUGAAUUAAUUAGCAGCGUAUGCCAGCGUUCUUUUGAGGGAGGAGGAUUAGUAGCAGUUCACUGUUUAAAUAUCAACGCAAAAAGAUGAGGCAAUAGUGUGAAUGAAGCAUGUUUGAGCGUGAUUGUGUGUAAAUGUGGCAAAGUAUGAAUGGGUAAAGAUGUUUCCUUUUCUGAUAUAGAUACAAACAAAGAGCGAUACAUUAACUAUCCAAAAUAAUCGCACCCAUAUUUACCUUUACGUUUCUGUCAAUCAAAACUGGGUUCGGCGAUUGGAGGAAUAAUUUGUGUAACGCGUUAGUUAGUUUCUACCGCUCCUUAAGUAUACAAAGUGAAUGGAAUAAUUUUGUUCUACUUUUGGGAUUACGAUACUCUCCCAUAUCUUUCCACCCUUUUAAGUUUUAAAUUAGGUUGUUUUCUUUGUUCUACAAAAUCUGUUUUAAAUAGUUGCUAUGUCAUAUGAUUGACGUGUAAUUCGUGUAAUUCUUUUUCAACUUUGUGAUUUUUAAAACAUAGUUUUGUGAUUUGCCAAUAGAAUAUAUUAUAUUAUCAUGAAGCUAUUACUACCCUAUCCAAAAUUGUGAGACACAAACAUGAUCCUUUGAUUUUGUCGUGAGGUGUUGGGGAUUUGUAAACUUAUGGGUUCAACUCCCCGACACGAAUAAAGUUCCCGUCACGAAGUCAGCAAAAGAGCAACUAGUAUAAACUUUACAAAAGGAGACGUUAGAUAGUAGCGAUACUGAAAUGGUUAUGGCGAGGAAGAAAGUGGCAAGGUGCUUUGCUGACCACAAAAGCAAAAGUAAAACAACAUUGAAAUGGGGGAAACUUAGUAACUAUCUUGAUACCAAUAAUUACAUCAUAUAGAAGUUGAAGUGUAUAUACUGACAAGCAUAAAAUUAUGACGCAAAACAUAUAUUAAAAAAUAAAUCAAACAAAGAACAGUA